Molecule: messenger RNA, 5175 nt
Organism: Anneissia japonica
Lineage: Eukaryota; Metazoa; Echinodermata; Crinoidea; Comatulida; Comatulidae
Product: long-chain-fatty-acid--CoA ligase 4-like
Exons: 14
Coding region: 191-2323 (710 amino acids)
Biological process (GO): long-chain fatty-acyl-CoA metabolic process; neuron differentiation; long-chain fatty acid metabolic process
Cellular component (GO): endoplasmic reticulum; lipid droplet; plasma membrane
Molecular function (GO): long-chain fatty acid-CoA ligase activity
Source: RefSeq, a predicted model, not a curated record
AUUGGUAAAAGAAGGGGUGUGCGCGGUUUGUGUACACAUGCGUAUCCAGUCAUCGAACGAUAGUAUUUGGUUGAUCAGUUACUGAAGAAUUGCUAAAGAACACAUGCAGAGCGUUGUUGGUGGUGUAUUUUGUGCCGUUUUGUAGGUUUUUGCAGUUAUCUAAUAUACAGGUUACCAUACGGACGUGACAAUGGUAGACAAAAAAGGUGAGACGCUUCCUGUGCGUGCUUUUAUGGGAAUAUUGACAGCCAUUGUAUGGACUUACGACAUACUAUCUUACCCAUUCUGUUACCUGUUGACAAUGAGGGAGCGACAGAGGCAGAAUCAGAUUAAGGGUGAACCCCUGAAUGGUAAUCCAUCCGAUCCUUACCGUGACUCCACUCACUUGCACGGUCUGAAGACCACGAUGUAUGAAAACUGUUACACAUUGGAUUUAUUAUUCGACAAAGCCGUGGAUCAGUUUGCGGAUUUGAGGUGUCUGGGAACACGUGAUGUACUACAAGAGGAAGAUGAGAAGCAAGCUGAUGGUAGAACAUUUAAAAAGGUUGUUUUAGGAGAUUACAAGUGGAGGACGUUCAGAGACGUGAACGAAGAAGCUGAGAAUCUUGGGAAGGGUUUGCUCGCUCUGGGAAUGAAACCGAAAGAAAACAUUCUGAUAUUUGCUGAAACCAGAGCUGAGUUUCAAAUUGCACUCAAUGCCUGUUUCAAGUUUAACUUUCCAGUUGUUACUUUGUAUGCAACAUUAGGAGAGAAGGCCAUAGCAUAUGGUAUUAACCAAACAGAAGUAACGCAUGUGAUAACGAAUGCGAGUCUUCUACCAAAACUAGCUGCAAUUAAAAAAGACAUCCCUAAUGUUACAAACAUUAUCUACAUGGAAGACCAACUGAAAAAGAUAAGAAGUACAGAUUUCGACAAUGGGGUUAAAGUUCACUCUUUCUCGUCUGUCAUUGAGAAAGGUUUGAACACAGUAGAUACUGUGCGCGCUGAACCUCAUCCAGAUGACAUAGCAGUAAUCAUGUAUACUAGUGGAUCAACAGGUGCUCCCAAAGGUGUGUUGAUCUCCCAUGGCAACAUGGUUGCAUUCCUAGCAGGUGCCUCAUCAAGAAUUGGCAAAUAUGGACCAGAAGACACCUGUAUCUGUUAUUUACCUCUAGCCCACGUACUGGAACUUGCUAGUGAAUUGGCAUUGCUAGCAAAGGGUGUAUCUAUUGGCUACUCAUCACCUCUGACCCUGACUGAUACGUCUAGCAAAGUAAAGCGAGGCUGCAAAGGAGACAUCACUGUCCUGCAACCAACGCUUAUGCUAGCAGUCCCGCUUAUUGUUGACAGGAUCUACAAUGGAGUAAUGGAUAAAGUGCAGGCUAUGGCUCCACUGCAGAAAGCAUUGUUUGAAUUCGCUUGUCAUUAUAAAUCAACUCAAAUUGAUCGUGGAUUCUCAACUCCAAUUUUCGACAGGAUUGUUUUUUCUAAGUUAAGCAAUCUUCUUGGUGGACGUGUGCGUAUUAUCCUGUGUGGGGGUGCUGCACUGUCUGCUACUCUUCAACGUUUCAUGCAUGUGUGCUUCUGUUGUCCCAUGUUGCAAGGUUAUGGACUCACAGAGACUUGUGGAGGUGGAACCAUUGUGCAACCUGGAGACCAUACAUUGGGUCAUGUUGGUGCACCACUCAAUUGUUGUGAUAUCAAACUGAUAGAUUGGCCAGAAGGUAACUACAAUGUCGCUGACAAACCAAACCCAAGAGGGGAGGUGUUGAUAGGUGGAGGAAACAUCACUCUGGGCUACUACAAAAACCCUCAGAAAACACAGGAAGAUUUUCUGGUGGAAAAGGGCAAGCGUUGGUUUAAGACUGGUGAUAUUGGUGAGAUGAGGCCGGACGGUACACUCAAGAUUAUUGAUCGUAAAAAGGAUUUGGUGAAAUUACAAACUGGCGAGUACGUGUCGCUUGGCAAUGUGGAAUCUACACUCAAGAAAUGCCCCCUGGUCGAGAAUGCGUGCGUGUAUGCUGAUGGUGACUUCACCUACUGUGUCGCCCUCGUCAUUCCCUACAGGAAAAACCUUGAGGCAAUGGCUGAUACUAUGGGCCUCUCUAGCAUGGAUUGGGAAGACCUAUGCCAUGAUCAAUCUAUAACAAAAGAAGUUUUAAAAGCGAUACAACAGACUGCAAAGGGCGAUAAACUACAGAAGUUUGAAAUUCCCACCCAAAUAAAACUCUGUUCUGAAAUGUGGACGCCAGACUCUGGGCUUGUCACAGAUGCCUUCAAACUCAAGCGUCGCCCUCUAGCUGACUUCUACCAACGAGAUAUCAAGAAAAUGUAUGGGAAGUAAAAUAAUUACACUUUAUUGUAAGACAUAUGAGGCUUGCCAUUUCAAAACCAGCGUACUGUCGCUAAUUGUUAUAAUUAGCAUACAAAUGUUGGCGGUAUUGUAUACUUUAGUGCAGAGAAGUAAUAAUACUUUUACUCAUAACGUUGAUAUAAUUAGUCGAUUCCAGUAAAUGACCCAUCAUUUUACUGCUUACAAUGUUGAGAAUAAGAAUUUAUAUUAAAAAGUGAAUUUUCAUUUUUUUGUUGCUGAUACUGGUUUUGGAUGGUAAACUCCAAAUAUGUGAUUGCUGGAUACUGUAAAUAUGAAAUGCAAGAGACAUUGUGAACGAUUUAAGGUUGAGUAAACUGGCUGUUUAUGUUCUAAAACUUAGUAUAUUUUCAGAUAGGGUGGUAAAUAAAAAAGUUUAAUUGAUGAUGUAAAUUGUACUGAAAGUUGUUUACAUUUGAUUGUCGCAACGCAGCUAGUAAAGCUUGGUUUCCAUAAAAUCGCUACACACUAUCGCUGACAGAUUUCGGCGGUGCUAAUUGCGUCAGCGCUAAUUGCGUCAGGGACAGCUACGCAGUGUAGCGAUAGCAGUGAAAUUGCUGUAGCUACAUUGUAGCGAUUUUUAUGGACACCAGGCUUACAAGCAAUUAGUAAACUAUAUUUCAACCACUAUUAAAAAAUUAGUGCCUAACGGAACCACUAGUGCAUGAAAAUAAUUUACCUGAUGAUGUUUCGAUUGUUUGUGAUGUGCUCUGUAUAAAAGUGUACUAUUCAUAACUGCCACAGGUAGAGGUUAACUCUUCCUUUUAAUCAAUCCAGGUUCGAGUGGUUAUCUUGUAGAAAAUUUUGUGAAAACUUUAUAAAGGAAAAUAAUAAAAUGUAAAAAAUAAUAAUAAUAUUAAACAUCAAUAUUGAAUAGUAGGCCUAUUUGAUGAAUACUUGUAUGAAAUGACAUUAAUAUUCCUAUAUGAAUAUACCACCGUUUAAAAUAAUAAGAAAAUAAAAAUAAAAUUACGUUAAAAGCUAGCCUCUGCAUUUGUAUCCGAGCAUUUACCAACUAAAUUGGGACAGAUACAGAUUUAAUAGUAUAAGCAGAUCUUAAGAAAAUAUUUUCUGUACCUUUGAUGUUUGACAUAUGUUGACAUAUUCUUUGUACUGUACCUGUGUGAAACUCUAGCAUGGUGGGUUUGAUUGAUUCUAUAUUUAGUCUGUAAAGACUUCAAUAUAUUUUGAAAGCACAGGAUAAUCAAUACGCUAAUGAAUAAAUUAUAAUGAUCCAUAAUAAUCCGUUUAUAUCAAACAAAACAGGGAGUAUUAUAAUAUAGUACAUUUAACACAUGGUUCUCACAAAAUAAAAUAUUAAUGGGCCAAGUGCUAAAUAUUACCAGGACUGUAUUUUACUAAGAUACAGUCGUCGUUACGUGAGUGAAUAUAAACGAUGGUAAAAAUUGAGGAAAUUUUUAUGCAGGAAGCUGUGAAGAUGCCACAUAGUGACUAUAAGCUGCACCCAAUGAGCAUACAUAAUGAUCCCUGCUAAAUAAUUUUGGAGUGUUAAACUUACUCAGGCUUCUGCGAUGUUUGUUUUUCUUGCAUAGAUAUUAUACACAGAUAGUCAUUCACACGGACAUUUAGCAGGGUACCUGUGACAUGGUUUACUUGCAUAAAUUGGGUAUAGAAACGACACCAGCUAUUGAGCACUUGUUAGCGUUCCACUUUCACCUGAAGAAAAGCACUGUGUGCUUGCCAGGCUGGUCUCUUGUGAACUAAUCUGAUAAAUAGUCUAUUAAACUACUACCUAGUGGCAGAGUCAAAGAAGGGGGGCAGCCAGCCCGCCACCCUAAAUUUGUUGAAAAUUUGUUUUAAUGGAGAAAAAAGGAAAAUUAUUUUCAAAUGUUAAGGCUGAGAGUGCCAUUUCCGACCAUCUAGACAUGCCAUAAUCAUAAAUUUGUUACUCGGCCCCAACCAUGAUUGGGCUAAGGUAGCCCUUCUGUCUGUGGAAGUCCUUCCAUGAGGCCACUGUAUUUCAAAUUCCUUGAUCUGCCACUGCUACCUGUAUCGUAAUAUCUGCUAUUAAUUCAGAUACCUAAAGAUACAUGACCAUGUGUAUCUAAUAAGCCUGGCAAUAAUAAUACAUUGAAAUGAUGGCUGUGUAUAUAUUUUUCAAUGUUAUUGUUAGUAUAUUCCCACUGGAAAAACAAAUUCUUUGCCAAUUAAAAUCUAAAUAAAUCACAUACUCAGUCUUUGUACAUACCUUUAAAUUUCUGCCAGCAAAAGAAUUUCAUAGUAAAAUGCCUGUAAAUCAUUAAUCUGAUUGUGUGAUUAUUAUGCGAGCAAUUUGUAUUUUUGAGGUUCUGACUUUUUUUGGGGAGGUUGUAGAUCUUAAAGGGUAAAUUAAAUGCAUCUUUUUCUUGUUUGUUCAGUUGGUUAUUAAUUACUAUUUCAUAAGAAAAUGCUUAUGAUAUGUUAUAAUUGGUUAUAUUAAUUAUAAUUGCUUGUGUUGCCAAAUCAUAUGCUUAUAAAACACAUACUUCUAGAUAAAAAUACACAAAACAAAAAAUGAAUAUAAACAAAAAGUUAAAAAAUGACACACUUUUUAAAGCAAUUAAACAAAAAUUAUAUUUGCUAUACAGUAACGUUCUUAGAAAGUUUGAAAACCUAAACAUUUUUAUAAAACAAUAAAAAGAUAAAUAUAAACAUAAUGUUUUUGACUGCACAAUUAAAACAUUGAAUUAACAGAGUUUGAAUAUUACAACAUCCAUAAAUCAAAAUUAAGUGUUACCUGCUGAAUUAUAAUUUAAAAUUAAAAAAAUGUCACAACACUAAUUAUAUUUAACAUUAAAACAAUGUAACUACAUCAUAAAUACUCA